AUGAUGCUUUCUACCUCUGCUGCCCGUAUGGGAUGCGUUCGAACGACUCUACGUGAAAUUGGGAAACGCAAACUUCAUUCUACCGCACGUUGUGUUCGUGGAAGGAAGUCUUUGAUGACUCAGAACAUCCGCGUUCCUCUUUCUUUCGAGCUUUCUCGUUGGAAGUCAACGAUGGCUACCUACAGUGACUCGGAAGACGAGAGUGAAUCGGCAAGGUCUCUCGGCCAUGCUGAAGCCUCCAAGGCGAGAUCGGUUUCCUCUCAUGAGGAAGCGUGGAUGAUCAACCUUGGACGUGAUGGAAACAAUGAAUGGCUUAGCACUCAACGUGAUGCAGACGAAUGGUUUACUGGCUUGAAACCAUCCAUUUGCGCUGGAUCUGAUGCCAAUGGGAAGAUUCGGUCGCUGGCCUUGCCAAAAUUGGAUACUGUGACGCGUCAAGCAGCCAAGGAAUACUUUGAUAACUCUUGGACUCUUUAUGAAACUUUGUUCGCUGGGCUCAAGGGUGAGGAAGGUUUCUACCGUCCGCCACCCCACGGUCUCCGUCACCCACAAAUUUUCUACUAUGGACACACCGCUUGUCUUUACGUCAACAAACUUCGAGUCAGUGGUGUUCUCUCCAAACCUGUGAAUGCAUAUUUUGAAUCCAUCUUUGAGGUUGGAGUAGAUGAAAUGCUUUGGGACGAUAUGCAUAAGAAUGACAUGUUGUGGCCAACUGUCAAGGAGGUCCAUGAAUACCGUAGACAGGUCUAUAGUGUUGUCGUUGACGCGAUUUUGAAUCACCCCAGCUUGGACGACUCCAAUGGACGUGUGGAAGUCGAUCAAUCGCAUCCCAUGUGGGCUCUUUUCAUGGGCUACGAACAUGAAAGAAUCCACUUAGAGACAAGUUCUGUGCUUUUCCGUGAGACACCCUACCAUCUUGUCCAAGCUCCCGAAAACUGGCCCCCUAUCCACCCUUCUGCUGAUGGCAAUAGGCCCUCUUCCAACCCAAUUGAGAGUAUCGACUAUCCAAGCAAUAGAAUGAUUCCUGUGACUCAAGGAACCGUGGACCUUGGCAAGCCUGCUGACUUCCCUUCGUUUGGAUGGGACAACGAGUAUGGCGAACGUAACUUGGAUGUCCCCGACUUCCAGGCCAGUGAGUUCAUGGUCUCGAACGGAGAGUUUUAUGAGUUCGUCAAGUCUGGUGGUUACCGCAACAAGGAAAACUGGUGUGAUGACAGUUGGGCAUGGAGAACCCACAGAAACAUGAAAUGGCCUUUCUUCUGGGAACCAGCUGGUCCAGCAGGGUCGCACGAGUAUAAGCUACGUACCAUCUUCAAAGUAGUUGACAUGCCAUGGGAUUGGCCAGUAGACGUAAACUACUACGAAGCAAAGGCUUUCUGCCGAUGGAAGACUCGCAAGGACGGAUCUCCCACUUCUAAACCUUACCGUUUGUUGACCGAGGCUGAACAUCAUCUUAUCCGUGAUGAGAAUAGCAAUCUUGCAGCAGCUCGCAAGAAUGUUCUAGCUGAUAAGGUCAUGGCAACGUCGGGUGGAGAAUUCCCAGAAGGCUCACAUGGAGCAAACUUGAACCUUGCAUUUUCGUCGCAGAAUCCAGUGGACCACUUUGCCCCAUCACACACUGGUCAUAGAGAUACUACUGGUAAUGCUUGGGAAUGGACCGAAGAUCACUUCAAUCCUUUGAAAGGAUUCGAAGUUCAUCACGUCUACGAUGACUUCUCUACACCUUGCUUUGAUGGCAAACACAGUAUGAUUGUGGGGGGUUCCUUCAUUAGUACUGGAGAUGAAGCUUCGGUAUUUGCUCGAUUCCAUUUCCGUCCACAUUUCUUGCAACAUUCUGGGUUCCGACUAGUGGCUUCUCAUGACGAUGCCCCUGCAACCCACUUGUUUGCUGGAGCUUUCGAAGGACAAGUUGCAGCACGGGACGCCAUGCAGUCAGAAAGAGAAGAAAUGGACACUGUUGGAACUUCUAACGUCUACGAAACCAACGAAAGUCUCAACAUGUAUCUAGGGUUGCAUUACCCUGCAUCUGGUGAGAAGGAAGCUGUUGCUCCCAUUCUCCCCCAUGCUAAUGCGCCAAACCACGGAGUUGGAUUCCCACAACGCGUGGCACAACUUCUGUCUACUUUGAACCCUGAGAAGACUACCAACCGUGCUCUUGAUAUGGGCUGUGCCGUUGGUGGUGCUUCCUUCGAAUUGGCAAAGAACUUUGACCAAGUGGACGCAUUUGACUUCAGUGAAACUUUUGUCAAUGCUGCCAAGAGGAUGCAGACGGGGGAAGCAAUCCCUUUCCGCGUCCCAGUUGAAGCUGAACUUUUCGAAGAAGUGAACGCCGUCCAUGAAGCAGGUACCAAGGCUGCAACACUCGAUAAGGUGAACUUCUUCACUGGAGAUGCCUGUAAGGUUGUAGAAAUGGCAUCAGAAGGUACCCUUGGAACGUAUGAUGGUGUUAUCAUGUCUAAUCUUUUGUGCCGACUACCCGACCCAAUGGCAUGCCUCAAUGGGCUAAGUACUGUGGUAAAUAAGGGCGGUAUUGUGGUUAUGGUCACCCCGUUCAGCUGGUUGGAAGAAUUCACCCCUCGAGCCAAGUGGUUAGGUGGUUUCUAUGACCCUGUUUCCAAGCAGCCCAUUGCCUCCAAGGACGUUUUGAAAGAAGUUAUGGAAGAUCGUGGAUUUGUCAAGAUUCAUGAGGAAGAGAUGCCUUUGGUAAUCCGAGAACAUCAGAGAAAGUAUCAAUACAUUGUCAGCGAGGCAUCUGGUUGGCGUAAGGAAAAGUGA
Molecule: messenger RNA, 2775 nt
Organism: Cylindrotheca closterium
Lineage: Eukaryota; Bacillariophyta; Bacillariophyceae; Bacillariales; Bacillariaceae
Source: the annotation of a GenBank genome assembly